Molecule: messenger RNA, 2887 nt
Organism: Closterium sp. NIES-67
Lineage: Eukaryota; Viridiplantae; Streptophyta; Zygnematophyceae; Desmidiales; Closteriaceae
Source: the annotation of a GenBank genome assembly
ACCACGCUCGCCCUCUUGUAUCUGUGGACGUUCAAGAGAAUGCCUGACGCCUCAACAACUAGCUACUAGAGUGACCAUUCCCUGGACGAGGCGAAGCAAAUCACGAGCCGAACAACCGGUUUUGCCAGAAAUUCCGCCAGGAGUUCUCUGCGAAGCCCUUGAUCGCUAGAAACGCCUGUUGUAGGUUUCACGUCCGCCGCGCUGCGACGCCAGGAAUGGCCCAACUUCAUUGCGUGCUGUACGACGCCGUGUGGUGAUAGCUAGUAAGUUACCAGACGGCAUCAUGGCUCCGGGCUGCUCCAUCUGCUACGAGGAGUUCGUCGCGGAGGACUCGCUGCAAGUCGUCGUGGAAUGCGGCCACGUGUUCCACACCCAUUGCCUGCUGCAGUGGCUUGAGGGCAAGGCCCGCGGGAGCUGCCCCUUCUGCCGCAGCGCGUGCUCGAAGCGUGUUCUCCACGUGUUCCUCUCCGACCUCUCCAGCGGGGAUGCGGAAGCGGAGCGGGGGGACGGCGCGGAUGGCGCAAACGGCGCGGGAGCGGACGGCUGCCGCGCAGCGAAACGGAGAAAGUUUGGGGAGGAGGGGGGUCGGCGCGCCCAGCAUGCGGAGUCGCAGGUGGCGGCGCUGAAGGCAUCGCUGCGAGCAGAGCAGGUGGCGCUCGCGCAGCUCAAGGCCGAGGCGGAGCGCAGCAAGCAGCGCGCGGGGGAUGCGGAGCGGGAAAGGGACGAGGCACGGGCGGCAGUGGAGCGAGCAAGGAAGGCGCAUGCGAGGGAGAAGGAGCAGCUGGUGAUGGCCACGCACGUGCUCAGAGGGGAGCUGGAUGCGAAGACCUCGGAGUGCAAGGCGCUGCACACGCAGCUGCAGCAAGCACAGUGCAGCGACGCAGCCAUGGCUCUCAUGCAGCAGGUGGACCUGAACAAGGACGGCCUCCUCAAGAUGGCCCGCAUGGCAGCAGGCGCAUCAGGCGCAGCUGCCGCCGCCCCUGCUGCUGCCACCACCAACGCCACCACCACCACUGCCACUAGCCGUGCUGGCACUGGCAUAGGAGGCAGUGGUGGCAGGGGCAGGCAGGCGAAGGGGUGGACGCUGGACGAUGGGGGUGACGAUGGCGGUGGCGGCAGCAGCAGCGAUGCGGGUGUGAUUUGCGUGCUUCAACACACGCUCAUGGAGAGAAACAAGCAAUACAAGGACCUUCUCUCCAAGUUCUCUCACCGCACCUCGCACCACUCCCUUCAAGCCUCCACCAACGCACGCCUCUCCGCCCUUGUUGCUAAGCUGCAGGCUCAGCUAGCACAGCUCAAGUCCCACUCCUCUCCCUCUACCACCAACCCGCCUCGCUCCUCCCGCUCCCCUGCCCCUGCCUCUACCCCUGGCUCUGGUACUGGGGCUGCUGCUGCUGCUGCUGCUGCUGCUGCAUCGGGCCGUCCCCCUCCCUGCGUACCUGCGCCCCCUGUUAUUGUAACUGGGGCAUUGCGGGGUGUGCCAGGGCUACAUAGGAAGAGGUCGCAAGCUGGGCCUAGGCAGGGAGAGGAGGGGGGAAGGGAGACGGAAGGAGCGAGUAGAGGGGAGAAGGAAGGUGAAAGAGAGGAGAGGGGAGGAGAGAGAGGGGUGCAGGAAUUUGAAGGCGACAAGAGUGGUACUGUUGCGAAAGGGAGCGACAGAGAUGGUGGUGUUACUGCUGCUCCCGCUGCCCGUGCUGCUCCUGCAAUUGCACAUGAUAAUUUCAGGGUAGGAGUUGAGGAGCGACGGCAGCAUGGAGGUCGACAGGACAGGGUCGCAGGGCAGGCAGGGCAGGUAGGGCAGGAGGAGGGAGGGGAUGGGAAGAAAGGCAGUGGUGUUCUUUCUCCUUUUCCCAUGCGAGGAAGGAAGACGGCAGCAAAGGGAGCGGCGGUGCGACAGAUGCAACAACCGUUACAGGGGCAACAGGUGAAACAGGUGCACGCUCGCAAACCGGAGGAGCAGCGAGCACAGAGAGGUGAUGCGGGAGGGAUGGGUGGCGAUGGCUUGGAAGGCUUGGAGGAUGAAUACGACGCGGCUGGAGCAUGCCCUGGUUUGUCCAGGAGGCGAGAGGGGCAAGCAGGAGUGGGUGGAGGGAAGAGGGAGGAGAAGGAUGUGAUAGUGAUAGAUGAUGAUGAGGAGGAGGCAUGUGAGGAGGAUGAUGCAGAGUGGGAAAGAGAGGAUGGUGCAGGCAAGGAAGGCGGAGGGGACGAGGAGGCGGGUGAGGGCGACGAGGAUGACUUCCUGGACGGUCUGUUGCAUGCCAUAGACGAGCCCAAUAGGCCAACGCUGGCAGUGCCUGCUGCCAUAGCCAAGGGACAGACACCAGCUGCGAGAGCACAGGUGACAGCAGCAGCAGUGACAGCAGAAGCAGGAGGAGGAAGGGGAGGAGCGGCGGCAGCAGCAGCAGCAGCAGGAGCAGGAGGAAGAGGAGGAAGAGGAGCAGCAGCAGUGAGGGUGUUUGCAUUCCCAGGUCCUGUAGGCGCGGAGGAGGAAGGAGGGAGAAGAUCAGGUGUAGCAGGUGUGAUGGAGGGAAGAGAGGGACUGCAGAACGGGGGAGGAGCGAGGCAUGUGGAGCAAGACUCUGCUGCUGGAGCGGAGGAGGGGAGAGCAUGGGGGGAGAGGGACUGGGAGGGCAGGAGAAGCGAGCAGGAGAUUGAUUGGGGAGGAGAUUGUACGCAAGAGGAGGAGGAAGACAAGCAGAUGGAGCUGCCGGUGUCCCAUUCAGCGGGUCCCGAGAGCUUACUGGGUCGGUGACGGUGACGUCGCAGAUCCAGACCGCCCCCGAGUCCCGGUCACGCACGGCCAGGUCGGCGGUCUUGCCAUCGACCGGGUUGUAGAUCGCUGUUUCCUUCGUGACUAUGAGCUGCGCGUCCCGCCCCAUGCGUAUGC